Molecule: messenger RNA, 1601 nt
Organism: Salvelinus fontinalis (brook trout)
Lineage: Eukaryota; Metazoa; Chordata; Actinopteri; Salmoniformes; Salmonidae
Product: phosphoserine phosphatase-like
Exons: 7
Coding region: 381-1076 (231 amino acids)
Biological process (GO): dephosphorylation; L-serine biosynthetic process
Cellular component (GO): cytoplasm
Molecular function (GO): L-phosphoserine phosphatase activity; magnesium ion binding
Source: RefSeq, a predicted model, not a curated record
AUUCGCUCAGCUUUCUCUUCCUCACCAGUGAACCUAUUGAAUGCAUCUGGGAAGUCGGACAAUGCUGAAACCGGGGACAGUGCCAUAUCAACACUUUAGCAACCAAGAACAUUUUGCACAAAAUUGUUUUCUUAUUGAAUAAAUUAGACUUAGCUUGCAGUUCCAGCACAUGCCAAAAAAUACAUGAAGAGUACCAUUUAACACCAUCAAGGACACGUUGUACAGUCACCUCCAACGUUGUUUUAGAGAAUUUGGCAGUACGUCCAACCGGCCUCACAACCGCAGACUACGUGUAACCACGCCAGCCCAGGACCUCCACAUCUGGCUUCUUCACCUGCGGGAGGGAUCAUCUGAGACCAGCCACCCGGACAGCUCAACAGAUGAAACUGGGCAUAAUGACAACUUUAUCACAGACAAAGGAAAUCUUCCGGAGAGCAGACGCUGUGUGCUUUGAUGUUGACAGCACUGUUAUCAGAGAAGAAGGCAUUGAUGAGCUAGCCAAAUUUUGCGGGGUUGGAGAUGCUGUCACAGAAAUGACUCGCAAGGCCAUGGGGGGGUCAGUGACUUUUAAAACCGCUCUGACAGAGCGCCUGUCAAUCAUCCGAUGCUCGAGGGAACAAGUGAACAAACUGAUAACUGACCACCCUCCCCAGUUGACGACAGGUAUUAAGGAGCUUGUUGAUUCUCUGCACCAGCGCAACGUGAAGGUGUUCUUGGUCUCUGGCGGUUUCCGCUGUAUCGUGGAGCAUGUUGCCACUCAACUCAGCAUUCCCCUCCAUCACGUGUAUGCCAACCGCCUCAAGUUCUACUUCAAUGGUGAGUAUGCUGGCUUUGACGAGACCCAGCCCACAUCUGAGAGUAAUGGGAAGGGGAAGGUGAUCAGCAUGCUCAAGGAGAAGCACGGCUUCAAGAACGUGGUGAUGAUUGGCGAUGGAGCCACAGAUCUAGAGGCCUGUCCCCCUGCAAAUGCAUUCAUUGGAUUUGGUGGAAAUGUGGUCAGGCAGCAAGUAAAGGAGAAAAGUUUGUGGUACGUCACAAGUUUUGGAGAGCUGCUAAAAGAACUGGAGAAGAUUUAACAAAGAAAUAACAUACAAACCUGAAACCUCUUACAACUAUUGUUACUAAUGCUAACAUCAGUGUUUUAUUUUUGCUAACAUCAGUGUUUUAUUUUCACCUAAUGGUGUGCCUUUUUUGGUUUUAUCCAGUGCACACUUUUUCUUCCUCCAGUCAAUAGAUAAAAAAAAAAUGUUUUAAUUAAAAUGUUUCCACAACAAUAGUGUCUUCUUGGGUUUGACCCUUGUUGAUUUUUCUACUAAUUAAAAAAAAAAUCAGGUUAACCAAAUGUUAUUAUUUUUGGAGGGAUUUGAGCAGGGUUGGAGUCAAUUCCAUUUCAAUUCAGUAUAAGUUUAAUUCCGGAAUAAUUGAAUUGACCCCAAUCCUGGAUGUUUUAAACUGCACUUUUGUGGUUUUGUCCUCAUUUCAACACUUUAGUGGUCAGGAUAAUACAACUACUCCAUUGUACAAUAUGUGCCAUCAAAUGUGCAUGUAUAGAUGUUUUAAUUUUGCUAUUGACACUAAUAAUAGUAAAAGUGUAAUAUGCA